AGAAGUCUAUCAAGCGCUGUGUUUUCAUUCCCGAUUUCAGUGUUAAAAAUUCAAAGUGAUGCAAUUGGUAAUUGCAAUUUGGUGAAGAAUUCGGUUGGCUUCAUUUUUCGAGCGCAUGCUACUUAUUUUUCUCGCUGCUUUCAUUGUUUCCGAGUAUUUAUAUAUUAUUAACAAAUUAUUAUUGUGACUGAGCUGAAACGAGUCUUCUACGGUGGAGCAGUGAAAUUAUGGCAAUUUCAAAACAGUGAAAUUUAAUGUGUAAACUCACGACUUAUGUGGUGAAGGUAGUGGCAAGAAUGAAACUAUUGAAAUUAUAAAUGUAAUUCAAAGAGAAAAUUUAAGCAAUGAAAUAAAAAGUGCAGUGAAAAAAAUACGAAACCAAACAAUGCAGCUUCAGAAAAAUAAUUUGUACAAUUAUUUAUAUUAUUAUAUUGUGUUGUAAAGUCAGUAAAAUUCUAAGUGGAAUUGAAAAAGUUUACUUAUAAUUUUAUAUAGUUGCAAUAUGCAUAGAAUGCAAGUAACAAACGUUAGAAGAAAUAUCUUUAUUUUCCUUAUUCUGUAUUCAUCGCUGCAUCAUGGAAAACUGACAAAUGCAACAAAUGAUAUUGAUAAAAAACCCAUUGAAGCGGAAUCUUUAACCGACAGCGUAGUACCCAAUGCAAAUCCGACGUUAAAUGAUGGGGUACCGACUGUGACAACAGCAAUUCCGGGGAUACCUCCGCCACAAGUGAACCUUAAUAAGUGCUGUCGGUACAAUGAACACAUGGAUAUGAAUAAAACUUGUGUAAUGGGCAAUUCCAAGUUGUGGGUGCCUUUGAUAUAUCGUAUUUUUCAAAAAAGAUAUCAUAGUCCUCAAGGUGGAAAGCCAAAAUUUAUGACAUUUCAGGAAAAUGUACGUCCAAUUGUAUAUGUGGAUCAUAAUAACUCCAGGGAGGAUGUAUCGAUGGUGAAUGAUACAAAAGAAACAAAACGAAGUUGCACUGAAGAAGAAUUGGAACUUUUCUCGGCUGGUGGAAAUUGGUUAAUAUUUUCUAAUGGUUCAUUAUUUUUGGGUGAGAGGAAACAAUUUAUCGAACCCCAGCGAUAUUGUGUUGAUAGAAAUGUCGCACUAGUCUGCUUUCCUAAAGAGCAGAAUACUCAGCAACGAAUAAAGAUAAGGAAAUGCUGCGGUUGGAAUGCAAUUUACGAUGCUACAAAUGAAACUUGCAUAUUUCCCACCAGUAAUGAUGGUAUUAGUACACCUGAAUUGCCUUUAAAUAAAAGCUUGUACGAGACAAUAUACGGGUUUCCCACAUGCCAUCAUAAAGUUGUACCAUAUGCCAUUGCGGGCGAUUGGAACGAAAACCAAAUGGAUGACGAAGAUGGAAGUCUAAAAUUGCCUCAUAAAAACAUAUCUUCUGGUGAUUAUUGCCUUGAACAUUUUCGCGAAAAGGGCGUAAUUAUUGCAGUUAAAAUAUUCACAUGCCUUCAUCACUUUUCUACCGAAGCACCUGCUAAUGCUAUAGCGGCUGUUCGUAGCACUACUAGUAAUAUGGUGCAAGCAGCUGCUCUUAACAUUGGAAUUGUUAUUUCAGUAGUUUUUCUUGCUGCUACGUUGAUAGCUGGCUAUAUGAUGCCCUCAGUUCAUCAUAUGCUUCAUUGGCGUUGCCAGAUUUACUACGUUUUCUGCUUAUUUGUUGGAGAUUCAAUACUCGCCUACACACAAUUAUCCCACUCAUUGGAAAAUGGUUCAUUCACCUGCCUUUUGCUUGCUAGCACAAUGCAUUUCUUCUUUCUAUCUGCUUUCUUUUGGCUGAAUACAAUGUGUUUCAAUAUUUGGUGGACUUUUCGCGACUUUAGACCAAGUUCUCUUGAACGCAAUCAAGAACUGCUACGCUUACGACUAUAUUCGGCGUAUGCUUGGGGCGUGCCCUUAUUGAUAAGCGCAAUUGCUUUUACAGUAGAUCAUUUGCCAGAGACACAGUUAUUACAACCAGGAUUUGGAGAACGUAGUUGUUGGUUUAGCGGCGAGCAUUUAUCAAUUUUUGCAUACUUCUUCGGCCCAAUUGGACUUUUGCUGUGUGCUAACAUUGUACUUUUCAUAUCCACUACUCAUCAAUUAACAUGCGGCUUGUGGAAGCGAGACGAUGUCAAAUCGACUACUGAAAAAACCGCACUGGGGAAAGUAUGUUUAAAACUAGUCGUGGUAAUGGGCGUUACCUGGAUAGCCGACGUAAUAUCAUGGUUAGUUGGAGGACCCCAUUCUGCGUGGUUUUUCACCGACAUGAUAAACGCUCUGCAAGGAGUGUUUAUUUUUAUUGUGGUUGGUUGCCAACCACAAGUUUGGGCCGCUUGUAAGCGUUUUUGCUGUCCCCGUUCGCGACAAGAGAUUACGAACACAACGAAUGGCGUACAGCAUUCAAGUUCUUCACAAGGCCUACCAUCGGUCGGAGGAUAUGCAGGUGGUGAAAUUACACAGAAUACAUCAGUAAAUACCACGUCUAUAGGGGGUAGCCAGCAGACGCAAACAAAAGUACCGAUGGAAACAGUAUGUUAAGCCUAUCAAAGUACUUAAAAGAUUUCAUGACCAACAGACGGCUGCUUCCCUAUUCUUUCCUGCCUGCAAAAGAUUGACGAAUUGCCAUUGGUAAACUAUUCUUAUGCUAUCCCUAAUAUUUUUAUUUUCCUCACAAUACAAAUUGUUUAACGCUUUAAGACUACGAUAUUUAUAAUGCUACGCUAAUAGACUCUAUUUAUGAAACUUUACCAUAUACAGCGGAAUUUCGAUAUGUCAUACGGUUAACCAACUAAACCACACACGUACCACAUAUGUAUUUUAACCACGAGCUCAGUUUGCACAAUAAAAAUAUUUGAUUUGCCUACAUACACAUAUAUACAACA
Molecule: messenger RNA, 2880 nt
Organism: Bactrocera tryoni
Lineage: Eukaryota; Metazoa; Arthropoda; Insecta; Diptera; Tephritidae
Gene: mthl1
Product: probable G-protein coupled receptor Mth-like 1
Exons: 2
Coding region: 503-2536 (677 amino acids)
Biological process (GO): cell surface receptor signaling pathway; G protein-coupled receptor signaling pathway
Cellular component (GO): membrane
Molecular function (GO): G protein-coupled receptor activity
Source: RefSeq, a predicted model, not a curated record